AACUUGAAGCAUUCUUUGGCAGAUCCUGUUGCAAUGUGGCAUGUCAAAGAUCAGAUAGCCCCGUCGGUUCUGCUUGUAGUGGAUUUUGGUGGAUGGUACAGGCUUGACUCUAAAGCAUCCAAUGAUAGCUCAACAGAGAUGAUACAUCACACCCAAGUUUCACUGCUAAAAGAUGUUAUUGUGCCAUAUACGCAUUUGCUUCCUAGGUUGCACGUAUCAGAAAACAAGAAACGCCACACCCUGCUUUAUUUCAAAGGAGCUAAACAUAGGCAUCGGGGUGGACUUGUUCGAGAAAAAUUAUGGGAUUUAUUGAUCAACAAACCUGGAGUUAUAAUGGAAGAAGGCUUCCCCAAUGCUACUGGAAAGGAGCAAUCGAUAAAGGGAAUGAGGACAUCGGAGUUCUGUUUGCACCCUGCAGGGGACACACCCACAUCGUGUAGACUUUUUGAUGCCAUCCAAAGUCUUUGUAUACCGGUCAUUGUUAGUGACGACAUAGAACUUCCGUUUGAAGGAAUGGUGGAUUAUUCAGAAUUUUCUGUCUUCGUGGCAGUUAGUGAUGCAUUGAGGCCAAAUUGGCUUUUGAGUCAUCUUAGAAGCUAUUCUGAAGAGCAGAAGGAUGGAUUCCGGAAAAAUAUGGCUCAGGUUCAACCCAUCUUUGUGUAUGAUAAUGGUUACACAGGUGGCAUUGGCCCAAUACCUCCAGAUGGUGCCGUGAAUCAUAUUUGGAGAAAGAUACACCAAAAAUUGCCCGUGAUCAAGGAAGCUAUUAUCCGCGAGAGGAGAAAACCUCCAGGUGCUUCGGUUCCCCUUCGUUGUCAUUGUACUUGAAUCUGUUUAGGAGAUCAUUCCUAUAUAUAUGUGUUAUCUUCCCUCAAGAUGAGUCCUUUCAACGUAGAAAAGCUUUGAUUACACGACUGCAAAAUGAUUGCAUAUAGUACUAGAGGUGCUUGAUUUGGUUGGAAGAAA
Messenger RNA from Olea europaea var. sylvestris, 966 nucleotides. RefSeq names its product probable arabinosyltransferase ARAD1. The transcript has 2 exons. NCBI's taxonomy places the organism in Eukaryota, Viridiplantae, Streptophyta, Magnoliopsida, Lamiales, Oleaceae. The annotation marks the transcript as partial. The record is from RefSeq and is a predicted model, not a curated record. Gene Ontology annotation, molecular function: glycosyltransferase activity.